Messenger RNA from Cadophora gregata, 785 nucleotides. RefSeq lists its product as uncharacterized. The coding region runs from base 141 to 785 and encodes 214 amino acids. The transcript has a single exon. The record is from RefSeq and is a predicted model, not a curated record. NCBI's taxonomy places the organism in Eukaryota, Fungi, Ascomycota, Leotiomycetes, Helotiales, Ploettnerulaceae.
CAUGGGAGGUUGAAGAUGAAGGCUUCUGUCUAAAGGCUAAGGAGAUUCCCAAAUUGUAUCAUCCACAUGGUCAGAUUUUUCCGCUGGGAUCUUAAGCUCUUAAGCUACGAGAAUAACUUGAAUAACAGUCAGGGACGACAAUGGCCGCUCCAGAUGCUCCAUGGGUAGACUCCCCUUUCCAUCUCAUCCCCACACCAGGACGAGGCGAAGAAGUGAGCAAACUCCCGGUGCACAUCUGGAUUGCCCGCGAAAUGGCAUGCGCACACAACGGAAUGCUUCGAGGACUGAACUCCAUCUACCAGCAGAGCAUCCACGUCGCCAAUCCAGAAGAUAUCAAAGACUUGCUCAAGUACACCGAGUUCUGGUGCGGAUGGAUCCACGAACAUCACGAUGCGGAAGAGGACUUCUACUUCCCGGAAGUGGAAAGACUCACAGGCGUGAAGGGACUCAUGGCUGCGAAUGUUGCACAGCAUCAUGCUUUUAUGCCUGGGCUGGAAGCACUUGGCAAGUUUGCAAAGGAGACGACCGUUGAAGAGUAUGAUGGGACGAGGUUGAGGGCUGUUAUCGACUCGUUUGGGAAGGUUUUGACGGAGCAUUUGAUUGAUGAGAUUGAGACAUUGUUAGAGCUGGAGAAAUAUGAUGGCGUCGUGAUGAAGAAGCUCUAUCAAGAGCUUGAUCUCAAGGUUAGGGCUGGCGAUAAAGUAGGUUGCCUUUUCAAACUUGAUGAAGUGAAGUUGACGAGAAUAGUCGAUUCUGUUCCCGAUGGUUCUUGGCACUUGCGAUAA